Rosa chinensis is the source of this 2588-nucleotide messenger RNA. Its product is annotated as ribonuclease TUDOR 1. Lineage: Eukaryota; Viridiplantae; Streptophyta; Magnoliopsida; Rosales; Rosaceae. Gene Ontology annotation, biological process: mRNA catabolic process; regulatory ncRNA-mediated gene silencing. The record is from RefSeq and is a predicted model, not a curated record. The coding region runs from base 1 to 2445 and encodes 814 amino acids. The transcript is spliced from 2 exons. Gene Ontology annotation, cellular component: RISC complex; cytosol; nucleus. Gene Ontology annotation, molecular function: RNA binding; nuclease activity.
AUGGCCUCAUCAGCAGGAUGGUUGAAAGGAAAAGUGAAGGCGGUAACUUCAGGGGAUACCCUUGUGAUCAUGGCCCUCAACCCAGACAAGACCGGAAUCCCACGAGAAAAAACCAUCACUCUGUCCUCACUUAUGGCGCCCAGGCUGGCCCGAAGAGAUGGUGUUGAUGAGCCCUUUGCAUGGUACAGUAGAGAGUUUCUGAGGCAGCUCUGCUUAGGAGAGGAGGUUGUCUUCAAGGUGGACUAUGUUAUAAAAUCCAUAGGCCGGGAUUUCGGUUCUGUCUUCCUUGCCAAGAGCAACGAUAAUGUCGCAAAGCUUGUUGUUUCUCAAGGCUGGGCAAAGGUCAGGGAGCCACAGAGUCAGCCAACAGGUCCGAGACAGGGCCAACAGAAACAGAUAGUAGAAGUUAGUCCUUACCUUGAAGAACUUCUUAGCCUCGAAGAGAAAGCAAAGACUGAAGGUCUUGGUUGCUGGACCAAGGUUCCGGGUGCUGCUGAGGAAUCUAUUAGGUGUCUACCUCCCAACAACAACUUUGAUGCAAUGAGUCUGUUAGCAGAGAACAAGGGCCAGCCCAUGGAGGCUAUUGUGGAGCAAGUUCGUGAUGGCAGCACAUUGGGUGUAUACUUGCUUCCGGAGUUUCAGUUUGUCCGUGUAUUCGUUGCAGGAACUCGGGCCCCCUCCAUGAAAAGUAGCCAUGGAACAAAAGAAACUGUUGCAGUUGCUGAAGCGUUUGCAUUGGAAUCUAAAUUCUUUACAGAAGCUCGUGUGUUGAACAGGGAUGUGCAUAUUGUUCUGCAAGGUGUUGACAAGUUCAGAAAUUUGAUUUGGUCAGUGUAUUACCCCGAUGGAGAAUCCGAAAAGGACUUGGGGCUGGAGCUUGUGGAGAAUGGUUAUGCAAAAUAUGUCGAAUCGAGUGCAAACCUGAUGGAGGAAGAUGCAAAGAAACAGCUCAAGGCUGCAGAGCUUGAAGCUAAGAAAAGCAAGUUGAGGAUGUGGACAAAUUACGUACCCCCAGCUACAGGUUCAAAGCCAAUUCAUGACAAGAAUUUCACAGGAAAGGUUGUGGAGGUUGUGAGUGGGGACUGCAUCAUUGUGGCUGAUGAUUCUCUUCCAUCUGGCAGUCCACUAGCAGAGAGGAGAGUCAAUCUUUCUAGUAUUUGGUUUCCGAAGAUGCACAAUCCUCGUAGAGAUGAAAAGCCGGCUCCAUAUGCACGCGAAGCAAAGGAGUUGCUGAGGACACGCCUUAUUGGUAGCCAAGUGAGUGUUCAAUUGGAGUAUUCUAGGAAGGCUGGCCAAGGAGGUGCAAUGGAUUUUGGAUCAGUCUUUGUGAAGGCUGUGGAGAAAGAUGCAAGUGGGCAGGUUGGGGGGAAUGUUGCUGAGCUCAUGGUUGCACGUGGCCUUGGCACCGUUGUUAAACAUCGAGAUUUUGAGGAGAGAUCGCACUAUUAUGAUGCUCUUCUUGCUGCUGAGUCGCGUGCUAUUGCCGGCAAGAAAGGAAUACAUUCUUCCAAGGAAGCCCCAGUCAUGCACACAAGAGACUUGACAACUGAACCUGCCAAGAAAGCAAGCGAGUUCUUGCCAUUCUUGCAGCGAAAUAGGAAAAUUCCUGCCAUUGUGGAAUAUGUCCUUAGUGGUCAUCGUUUUAAGCUAUUUCUUCCCAAGGAAACAUGCAGCAUUGCCUUCUCUUUCUCAGGUGUGAGAUGUCCCCGUCGUGAGGAGCCCUUUUCGGAUGAAGCAAUUGCAGUCAUGAGGCGAAAAAUAAUGCAGAGAGAAGUUGAGAUUGAGGUGGAGAGUGUUGACAAAACUGGAACUUUCUUGGGAACUUUAUGGGAAUCGGGGACCAAUAUGUCAAUUGCUCUCGUUGGAGCUGGCCUUGCAAAAUAUACUCCCUUUGGCAACAGCGAUAGGAUUCUGGAUGCUCACCUUCUUGAACAAGCUCAAAAAUCUGCCAAACAGCAGAAAUUGAAAAUCUGGGAGAACUAUGAUCAAGGACAGGAAGUUUCCAAGAAACAGAAAAAGGUGCUAAAUGUUGUAGUUACAGAGAUUUUGGACAGCGGUAAAUUUUAUGUUCAGACAACUGAGGACCAAACAACUGCCUCUAUUCAGCAACAGCUUGCUUCUUUGAAUCUUCAAGAAUCUGAUCCUGUAACCGAUACUGAUUUCAAGCCUACGAAGGGUGACAUUGUCCUUGCUCAGUUUAGUGCAGACAAUUCUUGGAACCGUGCAAUGAUUGUCAAUGCUCCUAGAGCAGCUGUAGAAUCCUCUCAAGACGAGUAUGAAGUGUUCUACAUUGAUUACGGUAAUCAAGAGGUUGUCCCUUUCAGUCAGUUACGGCCUCUCGACUCUUCUCUUGCCACUGCACCUGGCCUCGCCCAACUGUGCAGCCUUGCAUAUGUUAAGGAAAAGUUGUUAAAGGGCAGGGAACCGGACCAGCUCUUAUGGUAACUCUUGAGGCAGGUGAUGAUGAGAUGAGUAUAAAUGCUGCCAUGGUUCGAGAGGGACUUGCUAGCCUGGACAAAGAGAAGAAAUUUUGGAAGUCUUCCGAAACCUUGAGAGAAUUCCAGGAUGAAGCAAGGACCUAUCGGCGA